AUGAGUUUGUGGUAUAUCCUUGUUGCAAUCGUCUUCUUUGCAUCUUUACUCAUUGCAAAGAAGAAGACAAGAAACACAAACAAGAAUCUACCUCCUGGACCACCAAGGCUUCCUAUAAUUGGCAACUUGCACCAAUUGGGAUCGCAUCCUCAUCGUUCCAUGUUCAAAUUAUCCAAGAAAUACGGUCCUUUAAUGUCCCUGAAGUUCGGAAAUGUAUCUACUGUUGUGGCAUCAACACCAGAGACAGUGAUGGAUGUCUUGAAAACAUUCGACGUGGAAUGUUGUUCAAGACCUUACAUGACUUAUCCWGCAAGAAUUACAUACAAUUUAAACGAUCUUGUCUUUUCUCCUUACYGCAAAUACUGGAGGGAAGUWKGAAAGAUGACGGUUGUUGAACUCUACACCGCGAAAAGGGUACAAUCGUUUCGGCAUGUAAGAGAAGAAGAAGUUGCCUCGUUUGUCGAUUUCAUCAAGGAAUCUACUUCAUUGGGAAAUCAAGUUAACUUCAACCAGAAAUUCUUGAAACUCUCUGGAAGUGUGAUUUGUAGAGUUGGGUUUGGUUUACGUCUUAAAGGGAGUAAACUUGAGAYUACUUAUGAUGAAGUCAUUGUACAAACUGUGGAGGUGUUGGGGAGUUUCGGAGCAGCGGAUUACUUCCCGGUUUUCGGCAGAUUCAUCGAUAGGAUCACGGGGUUACAUCAUAAAUGUGAAAAGGUUUUUAAAGCAAUUGAUUCGUUUUUCGAUCAAGCUAUAAAUCAUCAUCUAGAAGAUGAGAGUAUUAAGGAUGAUAUCAUUGCCUUGCUUCUCAAGAUGGAAAGAGGAGAAACUGGACUUGGAGYGUAUCAACUUACAAGAAACCACACCAAAGGAAUUCUUCUGAAUGUUCUUGCUGCUGGAAUAGACACUUCUGCACAAACCGUGACAUGGGUGAUGGCACAUUUGAUUAAACAUCCAAGAGUUAUGAAGAAAGUGCAAGCAGAGGUUAGAGAAGUGAUCAAAGACAAAGACCAUAUCACAGAGGAAGACAUAGAGCGACUCGAGUAUCUGAAAAUGGUGAUCAAAGAAACGUUUAGGAUAACACCUCUUGUGCCACUUCUAAUUCCAAGAGAGGCUUCAAAAGAUGUAAAGAUUGGAGGUUAUGACAUUCCAAAGAAAACAUGGAUCCAUGUCAACAUUUGGGCUGUUCAUAUGAAUCCAAGCGUUUGGAAAGAUCCUGAAGCCUUUAUCCCGGAAAGGUUUAUGGAUAAUGAGAUCGACUAUAAGGGUUUAAACUUUGAGCUGUUGCCGUUUGGUAGCGGAAGGAGAAUGUGCCCAGGUAUGGGUAUGGGUAUGGCUUUGGUACAUUUGGCACUUAUCAAUCUUCUUUACCGUUUCGAUUGGAAGCUUCCGGAAGGAAUGAAUGUAGAAGAUGUUGAUCUUGAAGAAUCAUAUGGACUUGUUUGUCCUAAAAAAGUUCCACUUCAACUUAUUCCGGUCCUUACCCAAUGGACUUGA
Molecule: messenger RNA, 1494 nt
Organism: Arabis nemorensis
Lineage: Eukaryota; Viridiplantae; Streptophyta; Magnoliopsida; Brassicales; Brassicaceae
Source: the annotation of a GenBank genome assembly